Molecule: messenger RNA, 483 nt
Organism: Phymastichus coffea
Lineage: Eukaryota; Metazoa; Arthropoda; Insecta; Hymenoptera; Eulophidae
Exons: 1
Coding region: 1-483 (160 amino acids)
Biological process (GO): DNA integration
Molecular function (GO): nucleic acid binding
Source: RefSeq, a predicted model, not a curated record
AUGUGCAAGCUCUACCUUCCAGCCGCGCUACGUCGGCAAGCUUCCGACAUCCUGCUCUCACCAGCGCACCCGAACCCACGCACCACAACACGCGCUCUCUCAGCGAAGUUUGCCUGGCCGCACAUCAGGGAAGACACCUACAACUGGGCUCGUGCUGGUAUUCCGUGCCAAAAGUCGAAGAUCAGUAAACAUAACCGUGCUGAGCACCAGACUUUCGAUGUACCAGAAAACCGCUAUGAACCCAUCCACUUAGAUCUCAUCACGCUGCCCGUGGUACAGAAUUUCUGGUAUUCUCUCACCGGCAUCGACCGUUUCACCCGCUGGCCACUCGCAGUACCGCUGCCUGAUAUGACUGCCGAGACGGUCGCCAGCGCCUUGGUUACCCACUGGAUCUCACAGUAUGGUUGCCCCAUAAUCAUCACCUCGGAUCAAGACACGCAGUUUGAGGCAGCCCUUUUCGUGGCCUUGAUAACCCUGCUCUGA